Molecule: messenger RNA, 1674 nt
Organism: Penicillium soppii
Lineage: Eukaryota; Fungi; Ascomycota; Eurotiomycetes; Eurotiales; Aspergillaceae
Product: putative C6 transcription factor
Exons: 1
Coding region: 1-1674 (557 amino acids)
Biological process (GO): DNA-templated transcription; regulation of transcription by RNA polymerase II
Cellular component (GO): nucleus
Molecular function (GO): DNA-binding transcription activator activity, RNA polymerase II-specific; zinc ion binding; RNA polymerase II cis-regulatory region sequence-specific DNA binding
Source: RefSeq, a predicted model, not a curated record
AUGGGACUCAUGACAACUGAACAAACAAGUGACACUCCAAUUCCUGGGAUCUCAGACGUGUUGCAGAAAUGCAAACAGCUUGCUCGGGAUAUCAAAUCACAACGCCCUAGUCGAGGUCCACUGCCCACCGGCCUACGUCUGACCUUCCCCGAUCCUGCGGUGACCAAUCAAUUGGUGCAAAUAUACUUCAACUCUUUUGAAUCAUGUUUGCGCAUACUUCAUUUUCCAUCAUUCCGAGCAGAGUAUGAGGGCUAUAUGAAGGACUCGGGAACUGCAAAGACCUCCUUUGUGGUGAUCCUUAUACUAGUGAUGUCUACUGCAACUUCCUUGGUUGAAGAUGCCGGCUUGCAGCAGGAAUUGCGCGCGAAAUCCCGCAGCUGGAUUCAUGUUGCUCAAAGUUGGGUCUCCGCACCCAUUGAAAAAGAUCGCCUCUCAAUAGAUGGACUACAAAUUUAUUGUUUACUUCUUCUCGCUCGCCAGGUGAAUUGUGUCGGAGCAGAUUUAGUCUGGAUCUCAGCUGGCUCAUUGAUGCGAAUGGCGAUACAGAUGGGACUGCAUCAAGAUCCCGACCACCUAGGGGGAAUGGCGCGGCUACAAAAGGAGAUCCGAAGAAGACUCUGGUACACAAUUUUGGAGCUGAAUGUGCAGGCUGCUUUGGAUUCAGGCAUGCGUCCCAUGGUCACCAGUGAUGAUUUUGACACCCGUCCGCCUUUGAAUCUCAACGACGAAGAUUUGGACAAUGAAAUGCAGUGGGAUUCCUCUAAGGAAAUGCCUUCAACGCCAACGCGGGCUUCAUUCCAAUGUUUAUUAGCCACAUCCGUGCUUUUAAGGCUGGAGGCUGCUAGGGUCAUCAAUACGUUGAAGGAGGAGCUUCCAUAUGAUCGCGUUGUGCGUCUCGGAGAGGAGUUAGCGUCGGUUUGUCGCAAUGCGACUGUCACCAUUGAUCACCACAAGUCAGUUGCCAAGGACCUGUGGCCGACAGAAUUUCCAUAUAGUUGGUGCGACCAUUUUCACCGUCGAUUUCUGUUGUGCCUUCACCUUCCUUAUGCAGCCAAAGCCGCACACAAUCCGAUGAACAGCUACUCUUCAAAGGUAGGCCUUGAGGCCGCGCUUUAUCUAGUCUCACUUCUUGACGACGAGAUAUACCGUCGCCUACUGCUUGUUGGUGGAGGCAUGUUUCGAGAUAUUGUGACCUCUGGUGCUAUGUUGGUGUUUUUGGAAUUAAUCACACAGCUGGAAAAAGAGAGCUCUGCAUUAGUGAGGAAACGCAACCAGGCACGCAGGGAGCCGCUGUUGGAAGAUGCGAGGAACCUUGUUCAGUAUGCCCACGAUAGACUUCGGUUUGGUGAGACAAAUGUGAAGAGCUAUGUGUUUAUGAGUAUGGCUAUGGGUCAAGUGGAUGCCAUGCUCAGCGACACGUCAACCAAAGAUACUAUUGUCAAGUCUGCAAGGGACAGUCUCAUCGUCUGCCAUGAUAUACUGAGAUCCACAGCUGCGAAUUUACUCUCGAGCGUUACCAUGGAUCCCAAUGUGGCAUGCGGGAUAGGCGGUGACGCAAUUGCAAUGCCCUCUAUUGAUGAUAUCAAUUUCGACUUUAUGAACGAUGGAAAUAUGGACUUUGGACUUGCAGGCUCUUGGUUCUUAAGACAAUGGGAGGAUAAAGUAUGGUCCUAA